This is a messenger RNA of Lates calcarifer (barramundi perch), 3045 nucleotides long. It is a transcript of the gene map1lc3a, whose product is annotated as microtubule-associated protein 1 light chain 3 alpha. The record is from RefSeq and is a predicted model, not a curated record. NCBI's taxonomy places the organism in Eukaryota, Metazoa, Chordata, Actinopteri, Centropomidae. The transcript has 4 exons. Bases 161 to 526 code for a protein of 121 amino acids. Gene Ontology annotation, molecular function: ubiquitin protein ligase binding. Gene Ontology annotation, biological process: autophagosome assembly; autophagy of mitochondrion; cellular response to nitrogen starvation. Gene Ontology annotation, cellular component: cytosol; autophagosome membrane; autophagosome.
GCUGUUUUGGCUUCAGCCCACAGACUGUAUCAGACGGAGCGGGGAGACGACAGCAGACGAUCCGCAGAAACCUCCACUGUUUUCUUUGUGACCGGGUUGCGUUAGCAGCAGCUGUACUGCACAUUCAUCAGGCUAUAACUGUGUAAUAACACUGACAGAGAUGCCGUCCGACAGACCCUUCAAACAAAGGAGGACAUUUGCUGACCGGUGCAAAGAGGUCCAGCAGAUCCGUGAGCAGCACCCCAACAAGAUCCCUGUGAUCAUUGAGAGAUAUAAGGGAGAGAAGCAGUUGCCUGUUCUGGACAAGACCAAGUUCCUGGUACCUGACCACGUCAACAUGAGUGAGCUGGUCAAGAUCAUCAGGCGUCGGCUGCAGCUGAACCCCACGCAGGCCUUCUUCCUGCUGGUCAACCAGCACAGCAUGGUGUCAGUGUCCACACCCAUCUCCGAGAUCUACGAGCAGGAGAGAGACGAGGACGGCUUCCUCUACAUGGUCUACGCCUCGCAGGAGACCUUCGGCUGCUAGGGAGGGAGAGGGGGGCGGGGAGGGAGAGAGCGGGACAUCUUCAGGUGCUGGGAGAUUGGGGGGGAGAGGGUAGAGGAGGGGCGCUUGAGGGGAAAAGAGAGGUAUGUGGUAUCAGAACCGAGCAGAAACCACCAAACUCCAUGAUCCUCUCCACUUUGUUGCAUUGCAGGCCCACGUAGCAACACCCAGUCAGUCAGUGUACAUGUGACAGACACCCCCUGUCCCUCUCUCUCUGUCGUAGUCGAGCACCUUUUACAUAUUGGUCAGUAAGUACAACACUAGCUACAAAAGCCAGAGGACAUCCUGUGUGUCUUUCCUGCCCUCAGAGUUAGAAAUCAGAAUCCUACCUGUGACAGCUCUGAGUGCUUUAUUUUACUUCUUGGUCCUGCUCCCACACAGACCGAAGUCUCUUAUUUUGAAAGGGUGGGACAAACCAACCAAUGACUUAGGAGUUUGGAAGCUGUCUGUAAAGUUCCACAAAAGCGCUAUUGAUUGAUUUUCAUCCUUUCAGCUCUACAUAUACAUGUAUUAGAUGAAGCUAAACUUGAAACCAGGCGGUCGCUUGCAAGCCGGUCAGAGUUCAGGAUGUAAUUUGAAGCUUGGCUGAUGAAGUCACUGAUACUGCUUAAGAUAUGUACGCAGGUGAAACACAGCACAGCACAGUGUGGUUCAUAACUAUCCAGUAAUUUGCUGUGUCAGUCUAUAUCCUCAUCAUUGCAACAGCAGUAGUAGAAACUAGAAGACAGAUUGGUAGUGAUCGUUGUUUUACCUUUUAACUUUUUUAACUCACGUUUUAGUUUUUUAAUUCUCGUCUCUCGUUUGAAAUAUUAGCUGUAGUUUAGUUUGUGUUAUAUAACUAGUUCAGAGUUUGUUUUAAUCAUACAUUUACCGUCAGCCUGAAGCUCAACUUGCCAACUCGCUACUGGCUACAGAGUAGCUGACAAUCAGGCUAAAAAUGACUGUAAUCCUGGGGAAGUUAUUAGCAUCUACAGUUUAACACGUGCAAUAUUUAUCCUUUCACGCUCUUGCAGGUUUUAAAGACACAUGAGAACAGCAGCACUGUUGGGUAACGCUGUUAAUCAGAUAUGUUCAGUCUUGGUUGUGAUCUGCCUUCAACACUACUCCACCCCCUCCUCUGUAAAGCUACUGAACGUAGCCACACGCUGCUACACCUGGUCCCUCAGGUCAGCAUCCCGUUAACAGCCGUUAUUCACACUGGUGUUUAUGUCUUUUUGCCCCAUAAGCACAAUACACCUUAGUAUCACUACUCACCUGUCUUUCUGCACAGGGCUCCACCCCCCACCCCCCUACCCACACCACACACACACAUAUUUAACCACAUGUAAUGUCGUAACCGAUCAGGUGAAGCAGAUUUAAAGGCCUAUCCAGUAGAUUUUAGGUGGUGGGUUUGAAUGGAAACACGAGGGAUGCUCUCUGCUCCAACAGUUAAACGCUUGCUUGCUUUUCAUGCUUGUUUGGUUUUGUUUUCAGAAGGAUCGUGUUUCUUCGAGUAAAAUAACAUAAAAACACACAAAUGCAGGAAAUGAGAAUUUUAGAAGGCAAGCCGUUCUCAAGCUUGAAGCUGACACUGUUGGUGAGGAGUGGCAGCACAGGAGGAGACACUGCCUCCACAGUGGGGAAACAACGGGUCACAAGCAAUUACACAGGGAUGAUUACAGGACAGGAUGUUUGUGUUUUGACACACUGUGAGAUUUUUUUCUGGCAGACAUGGACAGUGCAGUGAAAUGCCAAUAAAAUGAUCCCAUUUUGUAUAUUGAGCAAAGCUGACGCCGCCUGUGCUGGGAGCCAGGAUGUAAUCAAAUCAGCUGAGGUGAGCUGAACCAAGACCCUGAUUUAAUAUCAUUUCUCCACCGUGAGGGCGAGGUCUCCUCCUGGCCUCGUGCUACACAGCUUGUAAGAUUGCAGCGUGUGUCAUGGUAGCAUAGAGUUGAGCAUUAGACAUAAUAACAUGUAUUUAAUGUAGGAAACGAAUGAGCUUCUUUUGCACAUAAAUUAAUACAAAUAUAAAAAGGAGUUGGCAUAGUUUUUUUUUUUAGAAAUGACUGUAUCUAUAUAAUAACUAUCUCUUCUUUUUGUAUCUGCUCCUCUUCAGUAGAGCUGCUGCUCUUUAUCUGUCCGUUUGUCUGUCUGCCUUUGUUUAAUAAGACUUUUUAGACAAAAAAGGUUAUGAUGCACUACAAACGUUGCAUGUUUUGACUUUUUUUUAUAAAUGUAUAUUGAUUUUACGCUAUAGAUAUAAUUGUAUUGUUUUAUUUAGAAAAAAAAUCCAAGUCUUUUUAGGUGUUUCCCAAACCAAAAACUGAAAAUAAGUGUAUGUGUAUGUUUGAAACAAACAAAAAAAACUGUGUGCGUAUAAACGAUCAUAUAAUCGAGCUGUAUUACAAAGUGUGUUUUCUCUAGGCUUUCUGACAUUGUCACUAUUUGGAGGGGUGUACAUAGAUGCAUUGCUACAACCUUAUUCAAAGCAUUUGCCAAUAAAUAAAAAAGUUGCCUUUAAA